Molecule: messenger RNA, 1545 nt
Organism: Elaeis guineensis (African oil palm)
Lineage: Eukaryota; Viridiplantae; Streptophyta; Magnoliopsida; Arecales; Arecaceae
Product: organic cation/carnitine transporter 2-like
Biological process (GO): transmembrane transport
Cellular component (GO): membrane
Molecular function (GO): transmembrane transporter activity
Source: RefSeq, a predicted model, not a curated record
AUGGACAACUCUACACCCCUUCUCCCUUGCCGCAGCUCCGAUGCCCAGUUCCAACCAGAAACCAAAAAGAAGGCGGUGGACGAUGCCAUCGAGAGCUGCAUCGGCGCCACCGGCUUGGCCCAGCUACUCCGAGCAAUCUUCGUUUCACUAGCAUGGGCUUUCGACUCCCAGCAAACCUUCAUCAACGUCUUCACCGAUGCCGAGCCCUCCUGGCACUGCACCCGCGCCGACGACCCGCUUUGCUCCUCGGCGCUCCAUCCCUGUGGCCUGCCCCAAGGCUCCUGGGCCUGGGACCACCCCGAGCACGCAUCAGUGGUAUCUGAGUGGAGCCUCGAGUGUUCCGGCUCGGCCAUCACCGGCUUGCCCGCUUCAGCCUUCUUUGCGGGCAGUCUCAUCGGAGGACUCGUGCUGGCACCGCUUGCCGACUCUCUACUUGGCCGCAAAAACAUGCUUUUCCUCUCAUGCCUCACCAUGUCGCUGACCGGAACACUGACGGCGGUCUCCCCGAACUUCUGGGUCUACGUAUCCUUGAGAUUUAUUUGUGGAUUCGGGCGAGCUACGGUCAAUUCAUGCGCGCUCGUGCUGUCCACGGAGAUGGUCGCCAAGAGGUGGCGGGAUAGGAUCAGCAUCGUUGGAUUCUUUUGUUUCACACUCGGCUUUCUAUCAUUGCCUGCUGUUGCCUAUGUCGAACAGGGGUCAUCUUGGAGGACCCUUUACGCUUGGAUCUCCGUUCCUUCUUUCUGCUACUCCAUUCUGAUUCAUUUCCUGAUCCAAGAAUCUCCGAGAUGGCUUUUGGUACGUGGGCGAAGAGAAGAGGCCAUCCAGACACUGAAGAGCAUCGCAGCGUCAAAUGGUAAUAUCAUCGAUUCUAGUUUCUCUGGCCUAUUAACUAUGGAGGAGACUCGAACUGUGGGCACCUUUGCUGCCAUGAAGAUGCUGUGGGAGAAGCGCUGGGCAUUCCGGAGGUUGGCAGCGAUCAUGACGGUGGGCUUCGGGCUCGGAAUGGUCUACUUUGGGAUGCCAUUGAAUCUAGGGAACUUGGGGUCCAAUCUCUACUUGAGUGUCACAUUUAAUGCAUUAGCCGAGCUGCCUGCAGCACUGCUCACCUUCUUUCUCGUAGAGAGAAUGGAUCGAAGGAGCUCGUUGCUAGUAUUCACCGCCAUAAGCGGGGUGUGCAGCAUCUUGUGCAUGUUCUUGAGGGUCGAGGAGCUGCGGAUGGCGGUGGAGGUUGUGUCCUUCUUCAGUGCCUGCACUGCCUUUAACGUGGCUCUGAUUUAUAGCAUCGAGUUGUUUCCGACGUGCCUCAGGAACUCGGCGAUCUCCAUCGUGAGACAGGCUAUUACGCUAGGAGGAACUUUGGCUCCUAUUUUAGUAGGGGAAGGAAGGAGAAAUAGUUCUCUGUCCUUUGGAGUGUUUGGGCUGGUGAUCGCUGGUUGUGGGCUUUUUUCUGCCUGCUUGCCAGAGACGAGGGGGACUACCAUAUGCGACACCAUGGAGGAAGAAGAGUCCAAGGAGAUUUCUUCGUCCACGGCGGCCCACAAGUAA